Molecule: messenger RNA, 3689 nt
Organism: Notodromas monacha
Lineage: Eukaryota; Metazoa; Arthropoda; Ostracoda; Podocopida; Cyprididae
Source: the annotation of a GenBank genome assembly
ACUUCUUGUUCAUCUCAAUGUCAGGGAUUCUCCGUUGAAGCUGCGCGAGGAAAGCUUCAGCAGGUGCUCGACCUAUGUAGCCAGUGCAGGAUUUAUGGGUUGGUGUCUCAAAUGCCGACGGUAUGAGCAAUUGUAGGAGCAACCUGACGGAUUUCGGACAUGCUCUCGUUGGAUCUUCGAGUAUAUCGGAUGUCUCCUCGAAAGCCUGCAAGAAACAAAGGAGACCUUCGUCUCCAGUUGCGAAAAACAAAGCACAGUUCUUACGGCAGAGAUAUUUACAAUCGUCCGAUGGUAAUCCAGAUGAAUCUUCAUCGAAAUCGGCUGCUGUCGCGAAAAAAGAUUCGAAAACGAAGGUGCUUAGUACUUCCCAACAGCAGUUCGAGAAUGCAUCCGUUGCUGAAGCCAUUGCCAAACGCAAACAUGUUGUAAACUAUUGGCGGAAUGCGUCAGGUCGAACGACGCGACGGCGUGUGCAAAUCGGACCGUGGAAGCGAGAAGAUCUUUCAAAACUAUGUGAACAGAAAUGGGAAGCUAUCAGCGAACAAUGCGCUGUGCAGUUUUCUGUUCGAAGUGAUGUUACCACUGAAGGGAUCAUUGAACUGCUCUCCAUUUCAAACCAAGAAGGAACUACCGAUGAUACUUCAGCUACGCAUACCGCUGCAAACGACAUCCAAAGCCAACACGCAUCCAUUCCAUCCCCUGUGUCUUCAGGCCUUUCAUUAAAAUUGAAGAAAAUAGGUUCUGGGUGGAAACCUAUUGCAGAGGAAGAACUCGGUGAACCUGAAAGCACUGAAAUCCUUUCAGAAACGGUUCAUCAUCGUGUCGCCAAGAAAAAGAAACAUCAUCAUCACCAUCACGUGAACGUGGAAACUGACGGGGUAACCCAUGAAGAACGUAAACUGAUGAAGAAGCGCAGGAAACUCUUGAAGCAGCUGAGGAAAUCAUUAAAGCAGCAGGAAAAACUGGAAAGAGCUGUUGAGCAAAGUAAAGAAAGAGCUAUGAAGAAACCUCAGGAAGUAGCAGCAAGUGAUUCAGUUAAAUGUACAUCUCAGCGUGUCGAGCAGUGUACGGAGGAUUCACCUGCAGUGAAUUCAGAAGCUCCGAGUAUUGUUGUUCCAAAAACUGCGAAGAACGCUGCUAAACCGAUUGCAGUUGUUGCUGGACAGCCGCAGGCUAAACAGAAACCUGUGGAAUCAGUGGAAAAGAUGCCGGAGAAAAAGUUCGAUGAGAAAUCGGUUGAUGCCAAAAAUCCUUCUGCAAGCACGGACUCUGCUUUGCUGAAGCAUUUGCUAGAUGUCAAUUCUUCAGAGAUAUUGAAGCGUGCUGACGGUGAUGCUUCUAUAGAACUUGGAAAGGAUCCUGUUCCGGAUUCGAUCAUCAAAAAGUUGCUGGAUGAGACAUCUAGAGAUACCUCAGCGCUUCUGGAAAAGAAAAGUCAGAAUAUCCUAGAAAAAUUCUUGAAUAGAAAAACGAAGCCAAAUCCUGAAGCGCAGCCGGAUGCGCCUUUGAAUCUCACGAAACUUGGAAAAAAAGAAACCAGUUCGGGUAGCAUUAAUAUUGCGGAUUUGCCUCCAGCUCCAGCAGCAGAAGUUCAAUACUUACGCCAAGUAUUGAAGAAUCAGCUCUACGAUAUUCCUUCAUCCCUGGUGAUUCCACGUGACCAACUUAUCCAUUUCUACACAUAUCCCAUCAGGAGCUUCUGUAGUUUGUUGGCCAAGCAAGCUGUGUUGUUCAACUUAGUGAGUGGAGAACCUGAUGCCAUUCUCGAUGGCCGAGUGAUUGUUUUUGCGACGAAGCAGCUUCCUGACAUUCUAGAGCAUCCCAAGAAUUAUUUACCAGUGAUCCUUGGCUCUCCAUUGUCCUCUGAUGCCAAAGACAAUGCUGACCCUAGUUUAUUAAAAACGUUGUUGGAAAAGGAGUCCGAUGCCUGUUGUGAUAGCCCUAUGUUGCAAAGUAGAAAGCCCUUACCGUGCCUAGUCAAGUUGCCAAAGCAGAGUGCAGAAGAAUGUGAUACAGUGAGUUCCGCGGUGCCCAAAAUCCGCGUUCGAGAUGUUGAAUCCCUUCAGCGCAUUGGACUCGAUGAACUACAUGCCAUGGGUGCCACUGUACCCACUCCUCCGACAGGAAGAAUGCUUUUGGAUCUGCUUGGGAAAGAACACAGGAAUCCAACCUGUUUGAGCCAAACAGAUGCUGGCAUUUGGUUUCCUCGCGUAGCAUCCUCCAUGGUGCACUUCGAAAACGUUCCGCGGAGUCGUGAAGACCCGAAAAGCGCUUUGGAAGCUUGGGUUUGUCAUCAGGGCCUCAAACCGCUUCAGGAUUUUGCCUGUAGUAGCAACAGCAGCGGAGCUGACACCAGUUUGAAUCAGCUGUUGAGUGCUCCACCAUUGUUUCAUUCGUCCCAGCUAAAUGAUGCGAUGUCUCUGCCGGGAUUUGUUUCAUGGCCAACAUCGUUCAAUCCUCUCCCAAUCGAUUAUGGUGCAGUCUCAUCGAAUCUUCACUCAGCGUUCCCAGACGAUCGUAUUAAAAAAUCGGAAGAAGACCGACCUUAUUCCGUGCAUGCGCUCGACUCGUUCGCCUGGACCCUUCCGCAGGUGUUGGACUCAUUGCAGGCACGUGGGAAUACGUACCACGGCAGCUAAACCCUUUACUUCUCGCACAAGCAGCAUGAAAUCCUACGUUUAGGUUGGAUGCUGUUUGCUGAAGUCGUCACGUCGUUUGGAUUUUGCAUCUUCCUUUUUUUGUUAUGAGUUCGUGUGUCGAACUAUUUAUUUUUUUAUUUCUCUUUGGAGUAUAACAUUAGCAUUAGACAUAUGCGGAGUGUUAUUGGUGUUCGUUCGCGGUUUGAUUUUGCGGAUGAGAAUGCCCCUGUGUAAAGUUUCUGUGGACAUGAGUGCUUCGUGCAUAAUGCGCAUAAGGAUUCGAUUUUGGAUAUGUUAUUUUUUUAAUGUUUGCUUGGAAUUGAAUUAAAGACGACGGACGUGGUGUUGCAUGAUGAAUCCUUUCCCUAGUUACUUCCUGCGAACAUUGGUUCGUUUUUCUCCGACGCGAGAAUCCAUGGCAACUUUCUUUCCGUAAUUCUGGUGAACGAAUUGGUUUUGCGUUCCUGUAACUUACACAGCCGCUUCAUGGGUUAUCAAAAACAACUCAAGUACUGUAGUUCCUUAUUUUGUCGCGGACCUUAUGAACCUGGAGAAUGUAAGUGACUGAGUACGCCGAUCGGUGGCAUCGGUUAACAAAACUCAAACACGGGAAUUUUUUUAUUGCUUUGGGUCUGAUAUACUUUUUUUUCAGAUGAUGUAGUAGUAGUAGUAAGCUGGUAUAUUUCUGAAAUCCCGUUGCGGUAAUUAAGAGCGCGGAAUUAUUAAAUUGAAACAUGAUGAGAUUAUUAUAUCUAUGAUUCAUUUACAGGAACACUGUAUAAGGUUAUGGACCUUUUAUUGAAAUCUCCGGAUCUACACAACUCUGUGAUCAGAUUUUUUUUUUUCAAUGGUGCGAAAUGAGUUUUUGCUGUUGAAAAUUUGCGGUUUAGGAGAUUGAAUCCAGAGGUGUUGUGUUGAAGCUUUUUUUUGGAAUAGGUCGUUUCAACUGGCUUGUUGGAUCUGUCCCUUCCUUCAUGAUCGACGGGAUUGUGACGUUGUUUCAAUGGAAGUGCGAGGUUGAAAUAGAGUUAGCUCUUCAAAUCAUGGAAA